This is a messenger RNA of Conger conger (European conger), 1750 nucleotides long. RefSeq names its product cholesteryl ester transfer protein, plasma (gene cetp). Gene Ontology annotation, cellular component: high-density lipoprotein particle. Gene Ontology annotation, molecular function: triglyceride binding; cholesterol binding; phosphatidylcholine binding. Lineage: Eukaryota; Metazoa; Chordata; Actinopteri; Anguilliformes; Congridae. Bases 1 to 1482 code for a protein of 493 amino acids. Gene Ontology annotation, biological process: phosphatidylcholine metabolic process; cholesterol metabolic process; high-density lipoprotein particle remodeling. The record is from RefSeq and is a predicted model, not a curated record. The transcript has 16 exons.
AUGCUUCUGUUCUUGUCCGUCCUGUUGGGGUGCCUCAUUGGGAUGACCCACUCGGUGCCUAGAUCAGGCAUCUGCUUUCCACUCACUGGGAUAGUCUGCAGAGUUACCUACCCAGCGGCACUUGUUUUGAAUGAAAAAACGGCUCAGGUGAUCCAGGCAGCCUUCCAACACGCCCGAUACCCUGACAUUACCAGCCAGAAAUCCGUGCCUUUAAUAGGGAAGGCACAGUACGACCUCAAGAAUCUACAGAUCCACAACUUAUCGAUCGGGCGGAGCGAGGUGGAGCUCCAGGGAGACGACCGUGUGGGGAUCUCCAUCUCCAACGUGUCGGCCACCUUCCAGGGAACCAUCGGAUAUGAAUAUGGAAACUGGCUCCUCAAGGUGGCGCAAUCGGUGGAUUUUGAGAUUGAUUCACAUAUUGAUCUUGUCCUCAAGCCAAGGCUAUACUGCAGGAAUGGAAAAGUCACUGCAGAUUGCUCAGACUGUUCCCUCACCUUCCACAAGCUCAGGGUCCUUCUACAGGGAGACAGGGACCCAGGCUGGCUGAAGAGAGUUUUCACAGAGUUUCUCUCAUUUACCCUCAAAAUGGUGGUCAGAAGGCAGAUCUGCAAAGAAAUUAACAACCUGGGGAAUAUAUUGGCUGACUUUGUCCAAGAUACUGCAGAAAAAUUCUUGAGUGAUGGAGACAUUGGUGUUGACAUCUCUAUCAGCUCCUCCCCUUUCGUCACAUCCAAGUACAUCGAGUCUUACCAUAAGGGGCUGGCCCGCUACAACAACCAUACUGCAGCAAUCAACGCCUCGGUGUUCAGCCCCACCCAGCUGACAGAGCAUCGCAUGUUGUACUUCUGGAUCUCCGAUGAUGUGCUGAAUCCCCUCGUGACUGCUCUUCACCAAGAUGGCCGCUUUGUCUGCAACAUCACGGGAAAGGAGCUAGCAGGCCUUUUGGACCUAUCUACAACUAUGCCCACUCUCUUAGACCAGUUGUUGUCCUCAGGCAGUUCGGUGCUGAAGGCAUGGAGUACGUCCGUGCCUCACCUCUGGACGACUCCCGAGGGCACGUUUGUCCGUUCUGCAGCGGCAGUGGAAGUGACCAGUGGUUCCGAUGACCCGGAUGCCCCCACUCUCUAUUUUGAGACGGAGGUGGAGGUGGUAGUCACGGCAGGCUAUGCUGAGAAGAAGCUAGUCCUGAACGGCACGGCAACGCAAGUCUCCAUCCUGAAGGGAUCUUUGUACCCAGGGAAACAGCAGCUGUCAGAAGGUCAGCUGGAGUACCUGAAAGAGGCAGUUGAGAAAAUUGGCAUCCCAAAAGUAAUAUCCUACUUGGGACCAGGUCUGACGACGGCAUUGAACAGGCAGGGCCUGGACCUGUUUGAGGUCAUAGAUCCUGAGGUUUUGUCUUUCCAGGGGUAUGUGAUUGCCCAGCUGGACUUUGGUUUCCCUCACCACCUGUUGGAAGGCUUCCUAAAAAGAACUCUGGAAUGACAACAUAGGGGGAAAGGGACGCAUGCGCACACGAGGGAAAGGCACGCAUGCGCACACAUGCACACGUGUACAUACACAUACAAGUCUACAGAUUGUGUCUGGCAAUACGAUGUGCCAACGGUGAUACAUUUUGUAACAGUUUUAUUUCCAAAAUGUAACUAUUUGUCAGUAUAAUAUGUUAAUUAUGUGUGUAUUCAAUAUAUUGUUGUUAAUAGUCAUAGCAGCACUGAUAGUAGCACCAGAACCAGUAAAUAAUUUAACCUUUAUA